AUGUAUAAAGUGCCUGUGUCUGUGGGCAAGAGAUUUUGUAAAGACUUUCUCCAGGUGAUAGGAGUUCCUCAGCCCAUCCUGAAGGAAGAGGACGCCAUGAUUGCUUUGUUGGUGACCCUGCUCAUUGUUUGGUACACCCUGGUUCUAGGGGUCAGCUUGUGGAUUGUCAUACAACAUUGGCUGAUUAUUGAUGUUCCACCUGCCAUUGGCCACCCAGUGAACUUUCGGAUUGUACACUGCCUCAGCCACCUGACAUUCAGAUGGGGGUAUAUACUUGAGAAGCUAAAAAUUUGCUCCAUGGCCAGAUUCUGUCAAUUACUACAGAACCUACUUGCCAUAGGAAAGGACUCUGACGUGGUGGUGACCAACCUGCGUUUCGGGACGAUCCCUGUGAGGCUGUUCCAGCCGAAGGCCAUGUCCCCCGGUCCUCGUCGAGGCAUUGUCUACUACCAUGGAGGGGGUACAGUGGUAGGCAGCUUAGAUAUUUACCACAAUGUGUGCAGUUUCCUGGUCAAGAAGACAGACUCAGUGCUGCUCGCAGUGGGGUAUCGCAAGCUUCCUGACUGCCAUUACCCGACCUGUGUCCAGGAUUGCCUGAAUGCCACCAUCCACUUCCUGAAGACACUGAAAAUCUAUGGGGUGGAUCCCUCCCGGGUUGUGGUCUCUGGAGACAGCUCUGGAGGUUAUAUUGUGGCUCUUGUCACUCAGGCCUUGGUGGGCAGAACAGAUCUUCCAAAGCUCCGGGCUCAGAUCUUGAUUUACCCAGUUGUUCAGUUCAUCAAUUUGCAGUUACCAUCAUUUCAACAGAACAAAAAUGUCCAACAUUUCCUUACCCGAGCUAUUUCAUGGUACUUCCAAUAUUUUAGAAUUGACCCCUGCUGGGAAGAUGCCUUGUUGACAGGUGCUUCUAUUCCUGCCAAUAUUUGGGAGAAGUAUAAGAAAUGGUUGAGCUCUGACAAUCUCCCUGAAAGGUUCAGACACAAAGACUACAAGCCUGAAUUUCUCGCCCCUUUUAAUGAGGCUGCCUAUCUGGAAACCAGACAUCUUUUUGAGGCAGACUAUGUCCCCCUCCUGGCAGAUGACCAGGUUAUUGCUCAGGUUCCUGAGGCCUUCUUAGUGACCAGUGAGUGGGAUAUUUUCCGAGAUGAUGGCCUGCUGUAUAAGAAGCGCUUGGAAGACCAGGGGGUCCCUGUGAGCUGGUACCAUGCAGAAGAUAGUUUUCAUGGAUGCAUAAUAUUAUUUGAUAGCAAGCUUUUCUCUUUCCCCUGUUCAGAGAAGGUUAUGACUGCUAUAGCCAAAUACUUAACAGAUAUAUGA
Perognathus longimembris pacificus (Pacific pocket mouse) is the source of this 1317-nucleotide messenger RNA. RefSeq names its product arylacetamide deacetylase-like 4. The coding region runs from base 1 to 1317 and encodes 438 amino acids. The transcript is spliced from 4 exons. Gene Ontology annotation, molecular function: hydrolase activity. Lineage: Eukaryota; Metazoa; Chordata; Mammalia; Rodentia; Heteromyidae. The record is from RefSeq and is a predicted model, not a curated record.